This is a messenger RNA of Brachypodium distachyon (stiff brome), 2221 nucleotides long. RefSeq names its product lipase. NCBI's taxonomy places the organism in Eukaryota, Viridiplantae, Streptophyta, Magnoliopsida, Poales, Poaceae. Bases 424 to 1836 code for a protein of 470 amino acids. The record is from RefSeq and is a predicted model, not a curated record. The transcript has 8 exons.
GAUUUAGUCCCCCAAAGUUAGCUAGCCAAGAGGAGAGAAUAGCGAGAACGUACCACCCAAGCGGGCGAGGAGAGGCCGGAAGCCCAACGCAACGCAACGUCCCCUUCGCCGAGGACAGCAAAGGCAAAGCCGUUUGCCAGAGAGGGAAGAAAGAAGGAGGAGGGAAAGCUGGAAGAGGAAGGAGAGAGAUAUAAAGAAGCGCGCCCCAGUCCGGAGGCCGUGACCGAUCCUUCUCCUCCUCCUCCUGUUCCUCUUCUUGUGGGCCGGUGGCCGGUGCGGCGAUAGGAGGGAUAGGAGGAGGGGCGGGCCGAAACGCGGCACCAGCCACUCCCCCCGCCUGCGCAGAUUGGUCGCUGCACCCGCGCGCUCUCGGAGCGCGCUCGCGGGUUGCUCGGCUGUGCCGGUGGCCGGAGGUGGAGGAGGAUGGCGAGAUUCAUCCUCGGCCUGGUGGAGCUCGGGGUCAGCGCGGCCGUGCACCUGCUCUUCGGCUUCUACGUCUUCAGCAGCGCCGUCGCAGCGGACAUCUCGCAGGCCGCCUCCGCGUCCGGGUGCCUCCUCCUGCGGCGCCCGCCCGCCGCGGGGGCGCUCGUCGACGUCGCGGCCAAGGGGGAGGAGGAGGAGCGGAGGGCCGCCGCGCCCGUCGUGCUUGACGGCUCGCCGCCGCCCAUCGUCCUCGUGCACGGCAUAUUCGGCUUCGGCAAGGGGAGGCUCGGGGGGCUGUCCUACUUCGCCGGCGCCGAGAAGAAGGACGACCGCGUGCUCGUGCCGGAUUUGGGUUCGCUCACCAGCAUCCAUGACAGGGCGCGCGAGCUAUUCUACUACCUCAAGGGAGGACUGGUGGACUACGGCCCGGAGCACAGCCAGGUUUAUGGGCACACCCGGUUUGGGAGGAUCUACGAUACAGGGCAUUAUCCGGUGUGGGAUGAGCAAAACCCGCUGCAUUUUGUGGGGCAUUCGGCUGGCGUUCAGGUUGUGAGAGUGCUGCAUCAGAUGCUUGCCGACAAGGCUUUCCCUGGGCAUGAUACUUCUGAAGACUGGGUUUUGAGCCUUACUUCCUUGUCAGGCGCACUUAAUGGAACCACGAGGACUUAUUACGAUGGCAUGCUAGCUGAAGACGGGAGAUCCAUGAAAUCAAUUUGUCUUCUUCAGCUCUGCCGGCUUGGAGUUAUUGUCUAUGAUUGGCUCGACAUUCCUUGGCUGAAGAAUUACUACAAUUUUGGUUUUGAUCACUUUGAAAUGUCAUGGAGGAAAGUUGGUUUUUCAGGUCUAGUUGAUCUGCUGUUGGGGCACACUGGGCCGUUUGCCUCGGGAGACUGGAUUCUGCCUGAUCUCACAAUCCAAGGAUCUCUAAAAAUUAACUCUACAUUGAGGACCUUUCCCAAUACAUUCUACUUCAGUUAUGCUACAAAGAGAACACGAAAGCUAUUCGGAAUUACAGUGCCCUCAAGUGUCCUCGGAGUUCAUCCCAUGCUCUUUCUCAGAGUUCUCCAGAUGUGUAUGUGGCGGCACCCUCAAAAUGCUCCUCUACCUUACAAAGGAUACAGGGAUGAAGAUUGGGAAGAUAAUGAUGGGGCUUUGAACACAAUCUCCAUGACACACCCUCGUUUUCCUACAGAGCAUCCAAACCGCUUUGUACUAGAUGAGUCUGACUGUCAUCCUUUGCAACCUGGGAUAUGGUACUAUAAGAUCAUUGAAGGCGAUCACAUUCUUUUCAUUAUAAAUCGGGAAAGAGCUGGAGUGCAGUUUGAUUUGCUGUAUGAUGGCAUUUUCCAGCGCUGCAGAAAGCAUGCAUUCCGGAAGAACCCCCCAACUGUACCAAACGAAACAAGCCAAUAGAAGAUUACACCCGAAGCUCCCUACAGCCCCUUUUUUCUCUUCUCUUUGUCUCCGGCCUCCAUAACUUUUUGUGAACUGUAAAUUGCAUUGUCCAUUUGAUCAGCAGUGCAAACUUGACUUUUGCUGGUUCUUGGAAGGAGGGGUUUUGCAGCUUGCUCUUCGCCACCCUUGCAGCAUAAUGCAACGAAGGAAGUUUGGAAUUGAUCAGGAGGACCAGGAGGUUACAGCUCGAAACCCGCAUUUGUCUAUGACCUUAAUGGGGCUUAUUGAGAUUUAACUCACUUGUAUCCCGAGGUGGUUUGUACAUAUCCAAGAUUGUAUCAAUGGAAUGUUUUAGCAAUGGUAUUGGAAAGAACUGAUCUAUGAUUGUUGUGUUUCUGAGUUU